Molecule: messenger RNA, 5669 nt
Organism: Gadus chalcogrammus (walleye pollock)
Lineage: Eukaryota; Metazoa; Chordata; Actinopteri; Gadiformes; Gadidae
Gene: cpt1ab
Product: carnitine palmitoyltransferase 1Ab (liver)
Exons: 19
Coding region: 1397-3715 (772 amino acids)
Biological process (GO): fatty acid metabolic process; carnitine metabolic process
Cellular component (GO): mitochondrion
Molecular function (GO): carnitine O-palmitoyltransferase activity
Source: RefSeq, a predicted model, not a curated record
CGACGGUCCUUCAUGGAGUCGAUGAGUCCCCGCAGGUCUCCGAGUUCGGAACGUAAACAUGGCCGGCUCCUGGUGGGAGCACACCGCCCAACUUAACGUCCGUAAAUGCGCAGACAUGCGGUUCACAGUUCACCCGAUGCAUGUCCCCCUGUGAUGUGUCAUUACCUGAGGUCAGUAGGACCUGUAGUGAGGACCUAGAGAGUCUAAGACCAGUUUCUUGAGAGUCCCUGGCAUCCCUGGUCUCCAGCCCGGUGUUCUGUCCGCUCUGUUUCUCAUUCUGAUUUAGCCUUAAAAAGGCCAGAGGACUAAUUUGUCUAUCUAUAAUGUUUUAGAAUACAACUCUCCAUCGCCUGCAGUCUGGCGUUGUAUUAGCCAUACCUAUCCUGUUCAAGUUUAAGUAAAGGUCAUCCACUGAAGAAAACUUAACGAUGAUCCUGCACUUUGCAUGGUCACGUUGAGGUGACAGGUCGUGGUCAAUGUGUGUCAAGUGGAUUAUUCUGGUUAUUUUACAACUGCACCGGUGGUCGCUCAGCACCGCAUUGAAGGUCAACGUGUGCUGUCCCUGAACGGGAACAAUGAUGGAAUAACAGCUGUACGACAUGAAGUGAAAUACUUCAUAUUGUCGUGAAUAAACAUCUCGUUCUGCCUGUUAACCCAGUUCUGACCUGGCCACGUGGUUAAUGACCAGAAUACUGUGAAUAUGAGACCCAACAUGCGUCCCAUGUCGUUCUAUACGCGUCUCUACAUUUCAUAUUAUGAUGCGGGUUGUAUGAUAUUAAAGCAAGCUCCAUUGUAUGGUUGUGCUGGUUGUUGAGCUACAACAUUACACAGUGAGGUGCUGGGCUGCACACAGGGCGGGCUGGAUGCUAUUAAGCUUUUGAAGGUGGGUUAAGGUAGGUUACGUCAGGUAAUGUAUAUAUUCCACAAGAUAUGAGAGUUUGCCGGUUUUAUUUCUUCCAGGCUCGGUGUUCCGUGUGUGUGUGUGUGUGUGUGUGUGUGUGUGUGUGUGUGUGUGUGUGUGUGUGUGUGUGUGUGUGUGUGUGUACGCGCGCGCGACCUUUCCCCUAGUUCCAUUCUGCGCAUGCAGAUCACGUGACGCGACCGACGACCUGCUGGGGGGAGGGAGAUGCUUCUGCUCCAAUGAGAAUGGAGAACUAUUAGAUCACAUUUUCUACGCAUACAGCAGCAUUAUAGAAUUUGCCACAAGCUUUUUGGGCGUACCUUUUUCGUAUUUUCCCGAAGGCUAUUUGGUGGAAGAGAUGCUCUUUACUGGCAUGGUGCAGAAUUUGCAUUGCUGAAAUUUUGUUUUGGGUUGGCAUUUCUCUAUAGCAGGUGCGGUGCAUGCGAAAACAAUGAUGGAUUUAUUUUAACUGACCCCCAGCAGCAGUAGCCCACCAUGGCAGAAGCUCAUCAGGCUGUGGCCUUCCAGUUCACGGUCACCCCGGAUGGGAUCGAUCUCCAGCUGUGCCAUGAAGCCCUGCGACAAAUCUACCUCUCUGGCCUCCACUCCUGGAAGAAGCGGUUCAUCCGCUUCAAGAACGGGGUGAUGACCGGCGUGUACCCGGGCAGCCCUGGGGGCUUCAUGGUGGUGGUGGGAGCCUACCUGUCCUACAACAAGUACAACCAGCUGGAUCCCUCCCAGGGCCUGGUGGCCAAGCUGGGGCAGCACAUACCUAUUGGCCGGUACCUGUCCUGUGACAACCAGAGGGCGGUGGGGGGCGUGCUGGUGGGCACGGGGCUGUGGGUCAGCAUCAUCUUCGUCAUGAGGAACGUCCUCAAGUGCCUGCUGUCGUGGCAUGGCUGGAUGUACGUCCAGCACGGUUCUGUGUCCUGGUCCGCCAAACUCUGGAUGGUGCUGGUGAAGGUGUUCUCUGGGAGGAAGCCCAUGCUGUACAGCUUCCAGAACUCUCUCCCUCGCCUCCCUGUGCCCCCCGUGAAGGACACCUGCAGAAGGUACCUGGAGUCCGCCCGGCCCCUCAUGGAUGAUGAGCAGUACGCAAGGAUGGAGGGCCUGGCCAAGGACUUCGAGAAGAACCUGGGCCCCAGGCUGCAGUGGUACCUCAAGCUCAAGUCCUGGUGGGCCUCCAACUAUGUCAGUGAUUGGUGGGAAGAGUACAUCUACCUGAGAGGGCGCGGGCCAAUCAUGGUCAACAGCAACUACUACGCCAUGGACUUCCUGUAUGUGUUCCCAACGUCGGUGCAAGCCGCCCGGGCCGGCAACGCCAUCCACUCCAUCAUGCUGUAUCGGAGGAAACUGGACCGGGCUCAGAUUAAACCAAUUUACUUGCUGGCCAACAAGGUGCCCCUGUGUUCUGCUCAGUGGGAGCGCAUGUUUAACACCACCCGCGUGCCCGGGGCCGAGACAGACGUCCUGCAGCACGUGAACGACAGUAAACACAUCGCUGUGUUCCACCGCGGCCGCUUCUACAAGGUGUGGGUCUUCUACGACGGACGACUGCUGUUGCCCCGGGAGAUUGAGCAGCAGAUGGACAGGAUCCUGAACGACCAAUCGGAGCCUGCCCCAGGAGAGGCGUUCCUGGCUGCACUGACUGCAGGAGCGAGAACCCCCUGGGCCAACGCCCGGGUCACCUACUUCAGCCGGGGGAAGAAUAAGCAGUCGCUGGACGCCAUCGAGAAGGCGGCCUUCUUCGUGACGUUGGACGACACGCAGCAGCGGUACGACGCCGGCAGCCCCGUGGCCUCCCUGACCAGCUACGCCAAGUCCCUGCUGCACGGCCAGUGCUUCGACCGGUGGUUUGAUAAGUCCUUCAACCUGAUCAUCUUCAAGAACGGCACCAUGGGUCUGAACGCAGAGCACUCCUGGGCUGAUGCUCCCAUCGUCGGACAUCUUUGGGAGCAUGUUCUCUCCAGUGAUCCCAAGAUGAGCUACACAGAGGAGGGCCACUGCUGUGGGGAGCCCCACCCUAACCUGCCGGGGCCACAGAGAAUGCAGUGGGAUAUUCCUGCUGAGUGUCAGGAGGUGAUCCAGAGCUCUCUGUCCGUUGCCCGGACGCUGGCUGAGGACGUGGACUCUCACAUCAUCCCCUUUAGUGACUUUGGGAAGGGCCUGAUCAAGAAGUGCCGCACCAGCCCCGACGCCUUCAUCCAGAUCGCCCUGCAGCUGGCUCACUUCAGGGACAAAGGGAAAUUCUGCCUGACCUACGAGGCGUCCAUGACCCGUCUGUUCCGUGAGGGCCGCACCGAGACGGUUCGCUCGUGCACCAACGAGACGUGCGCCUUCGUCCGCGCCAUGCUCCGCGACGAGACGAGAGAGGAGUGUCUGAAGCUACUGAAGGACGCAGCAGAGAAGCACCAGAGCUUGUACCGCCUGGCCAUGACCGGGAUGGGCAUCGACCGCCACCUCUUCUGCCUCUACGUGGUGUCCAAGUACCUCGGGGAGGAGUCCGCCUUCCUGAAGGAGGUGCUGUCCGAGCCAUGGAGGCUGUCCACCAGCCAGACCCCCCUGCAGCAGGUGGAACUGUUCGACCUCGUCAGACACCCGGAGUACGUGUCUUCUGGGGGAGGAUUCGGCCCAGUGGCUGACGAUGGCUAUGGUGUGUCUUACAUCAUUGUUGGUGAGAACCUCAUCAACUUCCACAUCUCCAGCAAGCACUCCAGCCCAGAAACUGACUCCCACCGUUUUGGAGGCAACAUCAGACAGGCCAUGUUGGACAUUCUGGCUCUCUUCCAACUGGAUAAGAAGUCCAACAAGUGAUUUCCCACCAAGUGAAUCAAAUCAGAAAGUUUUGUAAAUGCAGAUUAUCCAUGACACUUGUACAGAGAGAGGAAAAAUAAGAAAUUGCAGUAGGAUUUUAUUUCUAAUCGAUGUUGAAAGAAUUGUGGGAAAAUUUUUCUUUCACAUGUUUUGGGUUCUAUUUUGAUAGAUUAUUGAUUAUUUUGUGAUUGGUUUUGUGUGUGUGUAUAUGCGCGAGUGUGCGCUCGUGAACGUCAACACGGUUCUAGUGGACUGCUUGUGCAGGGAGCGUCUGUGUCCCUGCUGGCCUGUCUGCACGGUGCCUUACAGAGCCACUCAAGAACAUGAUCAGUAGGAAGAGGAGGGUUCUGCAGCGUAAAGACCCAGUCUGCAUCACCAGGAGUCGUCUGUACGUUUAUAGGAGGUUAAGUUGGUGCAAUAGUUCCGGUGGCCCCCUGUAGCUGGAUGCCCGUCCAGCGCUGGUGUUGAAGGUUUUGUCUCAUUGUUUUGGCUGUCCUCUCCUCGCGUAGGAUCACUCCUGUUGUUUAGGGAUCGGGAUAAAAGGCCUCCAUAGUUCAAUCUCAACAGCAAAUUCAGUUGAGGAACAAUUUCUCCUCCAUUGCCUUUCUGACAAUUGUAUGUAACACUUUUGUUUCUUCUUUGGUAGCUGCUAGCAUUGUGUGGCGUCAUCGGAUCACAUCUGUUCUGUUUUUGAUUCAUAAUUUUCAUGCUCAGGUUUUUAUUCACUUGGCCUAGUAUUCUCACCAAGCCCUGGUUGUAGCAGUGCACGACUAUUACCCACGUCCGCAUGUACAUUAAGCAGACCUAGUGUUCCGGCUCACGUUGCUCUUCUCUGUCCGGGGGCAGAAGGGUGGGGGGGCAGGCAUUUAUAGGGUAGAGUGAUGUUUUCCCACGUUGGGUCAAACACGGGCUGGUGGCUUUUUGUUCUCAUUUGCACACGGUGGGUGGUGAGUUCAGCAGAGGGUUCAUGUGCCCUGGGUUAGGCCCCUCACUAGCAGCGGCCCAUGAUCUCAGAGUGAACCCCCACUGUCACACCUUGCCCCCACCCUCCUCCCCCAGAUUCGGCGUUCAGCUGGCGUCACGCUUCGACCCGUCUCAGCCCAGCACGCGACCCGUGUUGGACCUGCGGUGUCUGAAAACACUUCUGGGACAGCGUUGUGGUGUUGUAGUAGUCGCCUGGGUUACCAUGUUGCCGUCUAGCAUCGUUGUUGUGCUGCGGUGAAGAUGUAAAUACAGAGGAACGACAGUCAAGAUGUACUUUGGGUACGGGUGGCAAUGCAAACCUAUUUCCUGUUCAUGUUUAUUUAUUUAUUAUCAAUGUUUGGCUUUUGAUUCUCCCACCCUGCAAGUCAUUUAGUCCGGAUUUAUUUACUGUCCAGUUAAGGAUGAGCACUAAGUUAAUGUUUGAUGUUUGCCGAAAUGACUAAGGACAAAAUGUUUUAUGAUUCCUUUUUAACAGAGCAGAGGUUUUGUUGAUGCAGACCUAGAAAAUGUGGUGUAGCUUAACAGCCUGCGUUCUGUAGACCUGGUUAUAAAACCUGCUGCAUGAUGUCACAGAUGGAGCUGUAAGUUGGUUUCAAACUUUGUGUCAAAAAUACGAGCAGCGGAUAUACCAAAACAAGUUUUAACACAAUAAAAGUGAAUGUAAACAACUAUCACCUGGUCAAUAUCUUUUGUAUUCAUGUGUGCAUGUGGGUGAAUUCUCUUUUUCCCAUGCCAUUCAAGCCCUUUGAAUCUUGAAAGAUAUGACAGGCAUUCCCCCAAAAAACUGUAACCCAAAACAAACUAUCUUUUAGAAAAAACAAUAAUACACUAUUAUUAACAAUAUUCACAAGCAGCGCAGAGGUGCCUGCUUUCUAUUGCAGAGGCUUCGACACACGUCAAAUCAGGGCAGGCAAUCUGAAAUGUUAUACAUGAAAGUUAUCCUUACAAUUUAUCAGUUUAAUUACUAUUA